Molecule: messenger RNA, 771 nt
Organism: Entrophospora sp. SA101
Lineage: Eukaryota; Fungi; Glomeromycota; Glomeromycetes; Entrophosporales; Entrophosporaceae
Source: the annotation of a GenBank genome assembly
AUGCUUAGAAAAACAGUUGAGGUGGCAUGUAAAACUAUUUUAAAUUAUCCAAAGGAUGAUGAUGAUACCUCUGAAUCAAAAAAAUUUCAAGCAAAACUUGCAAUACUAAAUGCUAUUCAAUGUAAAUAUAUCAUUAAAUUUUAUGGUAUCUCCAAUGUAAAUUCUCAUAAUGCUUUGAUAUUUGGCUGGGCUGAAAAGGGCAAUUUAAAAGAUUUGUACAAUACUCAUUACAUUGACUGGGUUACAAAAUUAAAGAUUUCAUAUGAUGUCAUUAGAGGACUUUUUUUUAUGCAUAAUGGUGAAAUUUUACAUCAUGAUGUUAAAUGUGAAAAUAUAUUAAUUGAUGAGGAUGGAAAUGCAAAAGUUUCAAAUUUUGAACUUAGUCGUAAUCUAUCUGGUGAAACUUCAAGAAUUUCAAAUUUAAAUGACUAUAUUCCUUGGUUGGCUCCUGAAAAAAUAGAAUCAGGAACUCAACUUUAUAAUCUUGAUUGUGAAAUGUUUAGCUUUGGAAUGUUUCUUUGGGAGCUUACUUAUCAACAAAUUCCAUAUAAAGAAAUGAAUGCAAUUAGUAUUGGUGAACAUGUCAAAAGUGCCUGGGAACAUUCACCCCAUAAUCGUCCAUCUUUUGAUGAAAUAAAAAAUGAAUUGGCAGAAUCAUGGAAAUGUUUUGAAAAUACUAAAUAUGUAGCUAAAUUUAUUGCUAAAGAUGAAGUUUCAAAUGACAAAAUUCAACAUCAUAACAUUGAUAAGGACUCAGAUUUUAAACCAUAG